This is a messenger RNA of Trichobilharzia regenti, 1689 nucleotides long. The record is from the annotation of a GenBank genome assembly. NCBI's taxonomy places the organism in Eukaryota, Metazoa, Platyhelminthes, Trematoda, Strigeidida, Schistosomatidae.
AUGACUAAUUUCACACUGCCUGAAGAUACAUCAAAUUAUCAUUCAACAAGUGAUUCUCAAUCAGUAAGUCCAUUAACUCCACAAUCUAUGUGUCAUUCAUUAUCUGAAACAAUAUUGUCGAACAGGGCUUUAACUAGUUCACCGAUACAUGAAAAACGUAAAGUUAAUGAUGAUAACAAUAACGAUAACAAUAAGAAUGAUCCUGAUAUAAAUCAUUUUGAUGAUAUCAAGGAACACUUUGAAAAUAAUGCCACUAAACGACGAUGUCUUGAACGAAGCAGUGACAAAAGUAUUGCUGGUGAAGAUGAUAGUGAUGAAGUAGAGGAAAGUAGCCAAGAAGAAGAAGAAGAAGAGGAGCCAGCAGAAAAUGAAGAAGAGUGUAAAAGUCAGGAAGAGAAAGAGUACAAUGAAAAUGAUAAUGAUCUCCAAUCGAAGUCAAGUAAAACAAAGGGUAAUUCUGAAUCAGAUAAACCUCCAUUCAGUUACAAUGCGUUAAUUAUGAUGGCUAUUAGAAGUAGCUCAGAGAAACGUUUAACACUAAAUGGUAUUUAUGAUUUUAUUACAACCAACUUCCCAUAUUAUAAAAAUAAUAAACAAGGUUGGCAAAAUUCUAUCAGGCAUAAUUUAUCGCUGAAUAAAUGUUUUGUUAAAGUUCCACGUGCUUAUGAUGAUCCUGGUAAAGGUAAUUAUUGGAUGCUUGAUCCAUCAUGUGAAGAUGUAUAUAUCGGUGGGACGACGGGAAAGUUGAGACGUCGAACAAAUUCAUUACAACGUAGUCGGCUGUUUAAUUUACGUUUAGCUAGUUAUUAUGCAUCAUUAGCUAGAACUUAUGCAAUGCCACCCAAUGGUGAACAGUUUCCAUCAAAUCCUUUCUUAAUGUUCCCUCAUCAUCCUCAUCACCCUAUGAUGACUGAUAAAUCUCAGUUUAUUCCAAGCAGCAAUAGUAACGGUAGUAUAAAUUCAUUUCAUCCCCCAACAAAUUAUGUACCAUCAUUUUUGGAUGCUUUUAAUCGUAUCCCCAAUGAACAAGGAUCACCUUUUCCAAAUCCUUUUAUUCAUUCUACUUAUGAAAAUUUACCUUUCCAUAAGACAUGUCUACCAAAUAACUGUGAACCAGCCUCAGAUGAAUUAAAUAUGCAUCAAUCAAAUGUACACAAAUAUAAUCCUCUAUUAAGUCAUUUGUCUCAACCACCAUCUUCAUCGUCAACAUCUUCACUAUCACCGCCAUCAUUCUAUCCUACCUCACAUGGAGUACUUCAUCAGUUUAAUUCCUAUCCUAAUACACUAUUUAAUCAUGAAUGUGAAGAAGAUAAAUUCCCAGAAAAACAAUGGCUUUCAGGAAAUCUCAGAUUAGAUUGUCCAGAUUCUACAAUAUGGAAUCAAUCAAAACUACACAACAGUUGUUUACCAAUCAGUAAACAGUCAACAUAUACAUCUUCAACAAAGAAAACUUCACUCUCAGAUCCAAUUUUAAAGAUGAUGAUGACAACUGGUCUGGAACAGCAAAAAGUACAUGAAAAUUCUGAACAAAAACUUCAUGAAUCUAUGGAUUUAUUAUUAGGUAUGUAUGGAUCACUUUUUAACACGCAUAAUAGUAUAAUAAGUCGUACAAAUAAUUCCAAUCAUAGUAAGAAUAACAAAGAUAUUGAUUUGAAUUAUAACUUACCUUUAAGUGCAAGGAAAGUGUGA